CACUGACUCAGAACAGGAGGAUGAAUCACUGUGGAAGGAAAACCCACCUGCCCCUGUGCACUGAGGAAGACUGGGUUUCGAGCUGCCCGUCUGGCUGCAGGAUCCAGGGUUUGAUUCUGGAGCACGAGAAGAAAGUGGAGAAUAAACUGAGGAAAAUUUGUAAACUGAAAAAAACUUAUAAGGAUGCAAUGCAGAAGACAAUGGCUGCAACAGCACGGAUUUACCACGACAACCGGGAACACAUAAUGAGCGAGGCUGCUCUGCAGGUGAGGUUUGUAAAGGCCGCCGAGGAUUUGACUAAAAACUUGACGUCUCUAUGGAAACGGUCGGAAAGUCUGGAGCUGAAGAUAACAGAACUCAAAGAAAAAGUCCAAAAACAAGUGGAAGAGCUGCUGCGAACUGAGGUGGAGGUGGACAUGAGGGUGCGCUCCUGUCUCGGCUCCUGUCAGUCCGCUUCAUCGCUGUCAGUGAACCUGGAAGACUACGCAGCACUCGGAUCUGAAAUGGAGAAAAUGCACAACAAAGAAAAGAAAUCUAAAAGUGUGAAACCAGAAAUGAUUCCACAAAUUCGCACGGCUCCAGUCGACUUUGGACCAGACCCGAGUCCUGUUUAUAAAACCAUCAAGACUGUUCUGGACGAGGGGCUCAACCUGUUUGAAGAUCUGCGACCAAACCAACUUGAGCUUGACGAUAUUUACGAUUUGUCAGAACUUGAAUAAUUUUUUUGUUUUUGUUUUUUUGUUUCCUCAAUAUUAAUAACUAUCAACACUGAAAUUUGAAUGAAAGGAUUUACCAAAUGGCCCAGAAUACACACUUCUCCAAUACUUUGUGAAGAUGUGAGUCUCGUCACUGAUGAAACUCCUCAAGUUCAGAUGGAUAUGAUUGACAGGUGGAUUAGCCAAUCAGGGACACACAUGGCCCUUCCAUAUCGAAACAAAUACGGCAGCUUACAAGGGAUAAAGAAAGAACAAUAACACAAAGGACUGAAAAACAAAAAAAAAUUCUGCAGAGCUACCAAUCUCUGUUAAUCUGAGAGAGACAAAUACAAUACAAUACAAUGCAAGUUAGAUUUUGUUCAAAAUGUUGCGUCAGUUUGUUUGCCUUCUUUAAUUCUUUCAUGUUUGUUUAGACUGUCUGUGUGUCUUCUGUGUAGUCUUUAAACAUGUGUGAUUGAAGUUAUACUGAAAAAUAGGGGCUCUAAUUUCCAAUAUUUAAUAUCAAAAUACAUUUUAAUUUGAAUUGUUGCUUUAAAGAAUGUUAAAUGCAGUCUAUAAGUUUACCACCUGUUUUUCUCCAUGGGGAUGUUAUUUAUUUUCCUGCUUAGUUUAAUACCAUACAAUAACACUGUCUUGAAUGUGAAAUACCUCAACAUUUUAUGGUUGAAUUUUGGUGUUG
Messenger RNA from Boleophthalmus pectinirostris (great blue-spotted mudskipper), 1395 nucleotides. RefSeq names its product fibrinogen alpha chain. Gene Ontology annotation, molecular function: signaling receptor binding. Lineage: Eukaryota; Metazoa; Chordata; Actinopteri; Gobiiformes; Gobiidae. The transcript has 4 exons. The record is from RefSeq and is a predicted model, not a curated record. Gene Ontology annotation, cellular component: fibrinogen complex. The coding region runs from base 21 to 719 and encodes 232 amino acids. Gene Ontology annotation, biological process: blood coagulation; platelet activation; protein polymerization.